AAUCGACCCUCCUUCAUUUCCGUAUCCAAGUGUUCCUCAUUGUUGGCGGUAGAGCUCAUCUGAGAUCGUUAAGUGAAGAAAACAAUGAUCUGGGUGGUGACCAAGGAGAGUGCUUGCGGGCAGAGGGAGUGGUGAAUGCAGAGUGCGGAGUGGUCUAUCUACAUUCUUCUCAAUGGCAGAGACUUCUAUAACUACACUUUGGCCAUGGAAGAUUCUGUUUUUCUCACUAGGACGGUCAAUGUUGGAGUGACUGCUUUAGUUACCGAUGCAGCAACAGCAAUAUUUGGAGAAGUUGGUGUUAGGGCAACAAUUGGAGUUGCUAUUUUGCUUCUUACUGAGAUCACUCCAAAAAGUAUAGCUGUUCACAAUCCCACGGAGUUGGCUAGAUCUGGGGUCAGGCCAGUGGCAUGGCUUUCCUUGAUACUAUAUCCAGUGGGAAGAAUUGUUACUUAUUUAUCAAUGGGAAUGCUUAAAUUACUUGGUCUAAAAGGGAAAAGUGAGCCUUAUGUUACUGAAGAUGAAUUAAAGCUGAUGCUAGGUGGGGCAGAGUUGAGUGGAGCAAUAGAGGAGGAAGAGCAGGAUAUGAUUGAAAAUGUAUUAGAGAUAAAGGAUACUCAUGUUAGAGAGGUAGAGACACCCCUUGUUGAUAUGGUUGCAAUUGAUGCAAGUGCAACUCUUGUUGAUUUCCAACAUCUGUGGGUGACUCACAAGGUACGGAAUUGGUAAUUCAUCUCCAAGGUUUUGUCUCCUUCAAGAAACUUGUUGAAAGAUUUCUAUUUACAGGGUACCUGUUUUUGAGUAGCGUGUUGACAAUAUAGUUGGCAUUGCAUA
This is a messenger RNA of Rubroshorea leprosula, 831 nucleotides long. Lineage: Eukaryota; Viridiplantae; Streptophyta; Magnoliopsida; Malvales; Dipterocarpaceae. The record is from the annotation of a GenBank genome assembly.